UGGUGGUGGGGAUUCAGCCCGGGGGACAUCGAACAAAGGUUGGUCGCGUCGAGAGCCGCAUUCACGAUUCAAACAUGGCAGCGGCUACCAGCGUUGUCGUCCUGGACAGGGGCAACAAUACCACCUGCACGAUCAAUCUACACGGUGCGACCGUUGUGUCAUGGCGAGUGAACAAUCAGGAGCAACUCUUCGUUAGUAAGCAGGCUGUAUUCGACGGGAAGAAGGCCAUUAGAGGAGGCAUACCAUUUGUCUUCCCACAAUUUGGACCGUGGACAUUUGGCCCACCCCAUGGAUUUGCCAGGAUCGUUCGUUGGAACGUCGAAAAAUCGCCAGAACGAUUGCCUAGCGGAGACGUCGAAGCAAUAUUCUCGAUAAUGGAUAGCGAAUUUACACGGUCAAUGUGGAACUACUCAUUCAGAUUAACGUACAGGUUAAUUCUACGAGAGAAAGAACUUCACUUCCACAUUGGCGUAUAUAAUCCCAGCAAAGAUCAUACCUUUAGCUUUAAUAUUUUGCUACACACCUAUUUCAAAGUUCCAGACGUUAGAAGAUGCCAGAUUACAGGAUUGCACGGAUGCACAUUUAUUGACAAGACAAGGGACAACCAGAUUUUUCAAGAAGGUCGUGACGUGGUGACAGUAUGCGAAUGGACCGAUAGAAUCUAUCAGAAUACGCAGGGUGAGCACAUCAUCACGAACGUAGUUUCCGGAAGGAAGAUGCGCGUACAAAAGUACAAUUUUCCGGAUACGGUAGUUUCGAAUCCUUGGCAAGAGAAGGCUCGUGAUAUACCAGAUUUUGGAGACGAUGAAUUUCCUAACAUGAUAUGCGUCGAGAGUGGACACGUCAGUAGUCCGGUGAUACUUUUACCGGGCAUGACUUUUGAAGCCAGCCAGAUAUUGCAGGUGAUGUGAGUAGAGGGUGGACCAAGUUCUCACGCAAGCAGUGCUACCGGCAAUAGCGGUGCAUUGCUUCCGUCCGUCGUCUCCUCAGCUUCAGGUACGACCGUUUGGUCGAGCACCAAUCCAGGUUGGCGUUACAUGCCACCACCACCACCACCACCACCUCCACCACCACCGCCACCGCCUCCACCACCGUCAUCACAGUCAGCAAUCUCUUCCGCGCAUUCAACUCAACAUCAUCUCUCGCAACAGCAACAACAACAGCAACAACAGCAACAGCAGCAACAACAGCAACAACACGCACAUCAUCACCAUCAUCAUCAUCAUCAUCAUCAUCAUCCACCUCCUCCUCCUCCUCCUCAUCACCAUCAACAACAUCAUCAACAUCAUCAACAUCCCUCGCAACUACAUCCUCAUUGCAUCGCUCAAACUUGCACCAUUUGCUCUCUCAAUCUCUAAAUCAUUCAAAUACGAAAUUUUUUAUAUUAUUUAAUCGCAUAAACUCCUUCGUAAUUAAUUUUGCAAGCAAUACGAAACUCGUCGAUGGAUUUCUCAAACUUAUAAUAAAUUUCUCCUAUGCUAGGACGUACGUAUAUAUAUAUAUAUAUAUAUAUAUAUAUAUAUAUAUAUAUAUAUAUAUAUAUACAUACGUACAUAUAUGUUAGGUUGAUUCAUAAAUAUAAUUAAGAAUUUAUUGUAAUAAGCUUUUUAUUUAUUUACGAAUCAACCUAAUGAAUAUGAUAUUUUCUCAUCAGAAUUCUUAUAUAGUUAUUAUGAAUUGAUAUAUGAAUAAGUUUCGGCUUGCUUCUUUAUGAAUGAACACAAUUUUAAACUCGAUUUUAAGUUCACUUUUAGUUUCUUUUUUGAAUUUAGUAAAUAAUCCUUCGACUCGAAUAAUGUUGCGAGGGAACGUAGUAUUGUUCUUAUCGUCUAAAUAUUAUUGUUCCACUAAUAAUACUAAUUGUAACAUUCUUAAAGAAAAAAAAAAGAAAAAACAAAACUGAACAAUUUCUCUAAGAUCUAUUGUAUCGCGUGCGUUCCUAUUUUAA
Molecule: messenger RNA, 1948 nt
Organism: Vespula vulgaris
Lineage: Eukaryota; Metazoa; Arthropoda; Insecta; Hymenoptera; Vespidae
Exons: 6
Coding region: 75-911 (278 amino acids)
Biological process (GO): carbohydrate metabolic process
Molecular function (GO): isomerase activity; carbohydrate binding
Source: RefSeq, a predicted model, not a curated record